Messenger RNA from Anopheles gambiae (African malaria mosquito), 904 nucleotides. It is a transcript of the gene Sdhaf3, whose product is annotated as succinate dehydrogenase assembly factor 3, mitochondrial. NCBI's taxonomy places the organism in Eukaryota, Metazoa, Arthropoda, Insecta, Diptera, Culicidae. The transcript is spliced from 4 exons. Gene Ontology annotation, biological process: mitochondrial respiratory chain complex II assembly; succinate metabolic process. The coding region runs from base 104 to 427 and encodes 107 amino acids. The record is from RefSeq and is a predicted model, not a curated record. Gene Ontology annotation, cellular component: mitochondrial intermembrane space; mitochondrion.
AUGUGUAAAAAAUGUGUAUGAUUGAUUCUGGCAGCACUGGUCAUGUUUACGUAACUUCAUUUGACAGACACGAGCUGAGCGGAAUUAAAACAAUUGGAUAAAAAUGAACCACGUACAGAAAGUGAGAGUUUUGUACAAAACUAUUCUUCGUAUGCACCGUGGACUGCCGGUGGCGUUGCAGGAGCUCGGUAAUAACUACGUGAAAGAAGAGUUUAAACGCCACAAAAAUUGUUCUCCUAUGGAAAGCCAGAAAUUUAUGAGCGAAUGGGCAGGAUAUGCGAUAAAUCUUGCUGAGCAACUGGGUUUGCGAGGGAAACCCGGACCGAUUGGAAUGAUAGGAGAAGAUUUGACUGAAAAUCAAUUAAACCAUUUUCGAGAUGAACAGAUAGCUCAGCUGUAUGAGCUACUGCAGGAAGCCAAACGAUAAUAGAUGAUAAAGGACCUGUCUGGAUCAUUAUCAAUCACCAUAAAAGAAUUGGGUAUUUCUGGGAAGAAUGCAUCACAAUCGAAUUGCUUUUUGAUUUCCGUCAAAUAGAUUCGAUGGCAACGAUCGGAUUCCAUGGCUUCCUUAUAUACGCUGUUACCUCCGACAACCCAAAUGUUCUCUAUGUGUUCCCCAUGGUCAGUUGAAUCCAGCUUGUGCAAUGCUUCCUGCAGGCUGCCACAAACCAACACAUCCGGCGGAAAAGUAUAGGCAGCCGCAUUUCGCGUCAACACAAUAUUUAGACGUUCCGGCAAUGGACGUUUGCUUUCUGGGACCCCGAAGUACGUUUUUCUUCCCAUGAUAACCGCAUUUCUUUUGUCAGCAUCAUUAACUUUCUUCGUAGUAUGUGAAAAAUAUUUUAGUUCCUGCCUGUAAAGAUAACCAAUACACAAAGUUCAGAGGCGUUGGGGAUGGAACAGA